This is a messenger RNA of Bufo bufo (common toad), 2935 nucleotides long. It is a transcript of the gene MLIP, whose product is annotated as muscular LMNA interacting protein. Gene Ontology annotation, cellular component: sarcolemma; nuclear envelope; PML body. Gene Ontology annotation, biological process: negative regulation of transcription by RNA polymerase II. The transcript is spliced from 12 exons. The record is from RefSeq and is a predicted model, not a curated record. Bases 8 to 2425 code for a protein of 805 amino acids. Gene Ontology annotation, molecular function: lamin binding; transcription corepressor activity. NCBI's taxonomy places the organism in Eukaryota, Metazoa, Chordata, Amphibia, Anura, Bufonidae.
UCAAGAGAUGGAAGCUUUGGGUUCUCCCGUUGAUAGUGGAACAAUCCCUUUGAAUUUUACAUUUGUUCCAUCCGUUGGAACCCUUCCGUCAGAGGUGGUGCUGGCAAAGGACUCAAAUUAUGUGCCUAAGAUUGUGUCUCACAAAGGAUCAUUGAUGCAAAAGCCUGAAGACAUACCUGAAAAAUUUACAGAGAGAAACAUGCAUGAAUCACCUCAAAGUAUGUUGGACACAGCUGGCAAAGCAGCAUCUCAAGACAGUUUAAUGCAAAAAAAAUCUGAUACAAAUAACCCAGAGAACAUAAACCAUAAAGAUCUAUUCAUUGCUGAAUUUGUUGUCGUGAUGGAUGAUGAUGAAGAUGAAAUAAUUACCAAAGAGUAUCAGACUCUGCCCUUUGAGGAAAGUAAAUAUAAAUUCAGAGAAACACCACAACGAUCUUGGCAGCCAAAAGUAGAAGUAAAGGUUAAAGAAUUAUAUGACCACAGCUUACAAGAGAACUGCCGUGAUGUGGGCGAGCUAGGGACUAAGAAAAUAUAUCCUGUGCCUUCGGUUGUCCUAGACUCAUGUUCUACUCAAUCUUCAUACUCCUCAUACCCAGAUAAGACACAAGUAUAUAGAAGACAAACCACUAAUUCUGUCCCUACAAAUAUAUAUAAACCUAAUACUGCAGUUAAAGAUACAUUUCAUCUACCUUUAUUAUCACAAAAGACUAAAUCACUUCAUAUUUUAGGUACAGAAUUUCCAGUCAGUUCAUAUACAAGAAGAUCCCUGUAUUCUUCAACUGAUUUAGAAAUAUCAGAACACAAAGCUUCAAAUAUCACUCAGAGCGGAAGGCCCAAUGUAUUGUCACCUCUUCCUAUACAGGUUAUAAAAUAUCCACUUUGCCGUAGCCCCAGUCCAUUGAGCUCUCCACACUUUGGCUCUUCUUCAACAAUAUAUAGUAUGAAUGAAAAUAUAUCUCCAGUACCAAAGCCAGAUGCUACUACAGCAGUAUCAUCACGGCUUUCAUUUUUGACUUCCUUACUAAAAUCAAAAAGGUCAUGUUUUAAAAGAGCAAUAUCUCCUUACCACCAUUAUCAGUCUGAAGCUAAAACAAUUUCUGUUACAAAUUCAUAUUUUCAGAAGUCCUCCAUGAUACCACAUGCUCAUAGGAAAGCAAUAUCCUGUGUUUCACUUAACUAUCCAAGAGAGUCCAAAAUGCCCUACUUUCAAAGAAAAGCUGAAAUGAUGUCAUCAGUAUCAGAGUCAGAUAUAUUACAUGGGGAAUUUUCAUUCCACCAAAGUCCAAAUAGGGCACUUUCCCCAGACUCAAUACAUUUUAAGUCAUCUACAAGUGCACUACUUUCUCCAAAAGGAUCUGUAUCACCAUCUUCUCAACUGCUUAUUAGAUCAAUUACACCACCGAGCUUUAGCAGGGAACAUAUUUUAUCCUUAAAUGAUAAACCUCCAAUAAGCAGAUUGCCAUCUACAUGCUUGAAAAAAUAUUCUGUUCCUGGUAAAUCCAAAAGAGUUACAUUGUUUCCUCCUCCUUUGAACAUUAACAAAUCACUGUGUCAGUUACCUGAUGAAAAGAAAAGGGAAAUGCCUCAUUUGAAAAAAUAUUCAACACCCAGGAUUCAUUUUAGAGCAACUCCUCAUUUUUCGAGUAAGACUUCAUAUCCACUCAAUGCAAUGACUAGUUCCUCUAUAGAUAUUAAAAAAAAUCAUGGCCUUUACGCUCAUGCAGCCCUACUUUGCAAUAAAAAUAUGAAGACAGAUCAGGACACAUGCCAAUUAUUGCACCCAAAUUACUCAUGUCAGGCUUUUAGUUCAAAAGAAUUAUCAAGUAAGAAUACACCACUUUGCUCAAUAUCUACGAACAUUAUGGCACAGCCAAAGUCAACUCUGUCAAGAUCAUGUGACCUGCCAUCAGGAAGUUCAUUGUCUCUGAUUUCUGACCUUGAAAAUAAAAAGUUAUACAAAAUCAAGUCAAGUUAUAAAGCUUUUGCGGCAAUUCCUACAAAUACAUUACUUCUGGAUCAAAAGGCAAUUGAUGACCCUCAAAUAAAUAGAAGAAAUAGUGACGCUGAAGACAGAACAGAUCCACAUACUGAGAUGUGCUCCCCUGCGUUGCUUAGGCAACAGACCGAAGAAAUUUGCGCUGUCAUUGAUGAGGUGCUACAUGGCCCAUUUCCCACGUCCUCUAAUUCUGUAUCAAGAUCUCCAAAGCUGAAAUCUGAGAAAAAAUCUGGAUGUAUACCAAGGCCUCCCCUGAAAUCAGCUGGACGAGAAACCAAAUAUGCCACUCUCCAGCCUCUAAUAAAUAAAAAAGCAAAUGAUCCUCAAAUAACAAGACCAGGAGUCAUAAGACCAAUGGCUGCAAAUGAAAGCAGAAAAUGUUAUCCAAAUCUGUUCCAGCAAUUCUCCCUGCCUCCAAAUAAAAGUUAAUAGUCAGAUGAGGUCUUCUGGUUGAAACCAGAGUGGGAAGAAAAGAAGUCAUUUGGACACAGACAUCAUUGGCCAUCCCUUUAAAAUGAUCCUUUCAAUUGUAAUAUAUGUUGUUGUAGCUUUACAGUUAUGUCAUUUUAUGGAAAUAUAUUCAUGUCUGCUUUGGCAGAGUUCUUAUAUAGUAAUACUGUAAUUAAUUAUCAUUAUACUGUAGAAAGCACCUUUGUGUCAGCGAGUAGUGAUGAAAUGAAUGUAGAAUAAUUGGGGGCAUUUCAUAUAAAAUAUUCCCUAAAUAAUGCAAGAUCUACCAGGUUAACCAUUCAAUAGUUGAACAAACAUACUUCAUAGUGGCACUCUGUUUUAUUGUAAUUAAAAUAUACUGUAUGUCUGCAAUUACUGCUUUGCAAGGUUUUAGACGAGGUUACUAGUUAACAGAAUAUUCUUGAUCCAGUCAUAAUUGGUGUAAGACAAAACAAGGAGUGUGAGGAGAUAUAAAUAAAGGAAAUGCAG